UUAUGAAAGUGCACACCGGAAGUAAGCUCUAUUAAAGUACUUCGCGCAGAAGACCGCGAACACAAGUCAAGCUAGAAAAUCCACGUGAAGACUUACGACGCGACUUUAUUCCCCCCGUGACUCCCUGUUAUCUCACUAACACAGCACGAUAAGCGACCGAAACACACGAUUUGCAUGCUUUUGAGAUGAUUUACCAACAACAGCCAACAUACACAUGUAAUUGACCACGUUUGCCCGACUUGAAUCUCUCAUAUCAAGCUAAAGCUAGCCCGGCUACGUCAGCGCACUGUGCAAGUUGGCCGGCAAAGUAAACAAUAGUUGAAGCGUGGUUCUCCGGUUUUGGGAAUGUCAACGCCUCCCUGUGGUAUAACCAUAUAUGGGAGCGAUUCCGAAGACGAGUCCCAGGUCCCCCUCAAUCAGUUCUACCCUUACAUCCGAUGUGGCCUGUGCUGCGGCUUCCUCAUUGAUGCCACCACCAUCACAGAGUGCUUACACACAUUUUGCAAAAGUUGCAUCGUGAAGCAUUUUUUCAACAGCAACAGGUGUCCAUCAUGCACCAUUAUAGUGCACGAAACACAACCUCUUUACAACAUUAGGCCUGACAGACAACUGCAGGAUAUCGUGUACAAGAUGAUUCCUUUCCUUGAGCUGUUCGAAAGAGAGCAGAUGUGUAACUUCUACGAAAAACGAGGGCUGGCGAUACCCAAAUCAGUGGCGUUCUCCACACCAGCUCUUCUGGCAUCAAAACGACAAAAGAAGGACCCAGUGCCUCAGUGCGUGAUCAACAUUCCGCCUGAGCUGGACGUGUCGCUCUUGCUGGACUUUGUUGGGGCUGAAGAGGGGAUAAACAGCUACAAGCCACUAGAGAGGCCGUAUGUGCGUGUGUCAGGUGACGCCACCAUUCGCCACGUGGAGCUGUUCAUCAGGAAGAAGAUGGAACUCAGCCCAACUUGCCAGGUAGAUGUGGUUUGUGGAGAUCAACUCCUGGAUCACUAUCAGUCGCUAAAAGAUGUACAGAAUUUUGUGGGAGCUGAGGCUGUGCAGGAUGGUUUUCUGGUGCUGCACUUUGGCUUGGUCCUGUCCUGUCUGGCUUGAAAGGCUAGAGUAGCUUGGCUUCCUAGUGUUGCACACCUUUUGUAAACUGCAAAAUGACUGGAGCAAGUUACUAGCAUCAGCCAUAUGAUGGGAUUUUUUUAAGACUAUUUUUCGGGCCAUGCCUAUUGUGUCUAAUGGUGGAUUCUGCUAGUUUAUAUUUUUUUAUACUUUGCCUAAUGAUGGAUUCACCUAGUUUAUAUUUUUGUUUACUUUGCCAAGAUCAUUGGGACUUUAAGUUUAACUUUUUAACUUUAGCAUUUUCUCUGCUGAUUUCUGUAGCUGAGGUUAUCAUGAAAAUGUCACUCAAGGAGGACAACAGCCAAAGAUUUGUAAACAUACUAUACGUAGAUUUACAUUGUCCUUAGAAUUGAAAUCUUUGUAGUUGCACCCCCCUCAAAUCUAACUCUGAAUGAUUCUUUUUUUGGGGGGGUACAUCUUUGGGGACAAAGACCAUGAUCAAGUUGAAAUUGACCUCUGUGGUAGAAGUCUUUCAUCAGGUUUAACAAAAUGUUUGCUGUCUUACGACAAUUGCUUUGAAUAAAACCAUUAACGGUA
This is a messenger RNA of Syngnathus typhle (broad-nosed pipefish), 1650 nucleotides long. RefSeq names its product polycomb group ring finger 6 (gene pcgf6). The record is from RefSeq and is a predicted model, not a curated record. NCBI's taxonomy places the organism in Eukaryota, Metazoa, Chordata, Actinopteri, Syngnathiformes, Syngnathidae. Bases 346 to 1095 code for a protein of 249 amino acids. The transcript is spliced from 11 exons. Gene Ontology annotation, cellular component: PRC1 complex. Gene Ontology annotation, biological process: regulation of transcription by RNA polymerase II.